Molecule: messenger RNA, 3726 nt
Organism: Nyctereutes procyonoides (raccoon dog)
Lineage: Eukaryota; Metazoa; Chordata; Mammalia; Carnivora; Canidae
Gene: EXOC1
Product: exocyst complex component 1
Exons: 19
Coding region: 130-2814 (894 amino acids)
Biological process (GO): exocytosis; Golgi to plasma membrane transport
Cellular component (GO): exocyst; plasma membrane
Molecular function (GO): phosphatidylinositol-4,5-bisphosphate binding
Source: RefSeq, a predicted model, not a curated record
GUGGUGGCGGAACGGCUCACUUGACGGGCUCAUCCUUGUAGCGGUGGCCGCCCCGGCCCUGCCCGGUGUCUGUCUUGGAGGACCUGCCUCGGCACAGCCGGGCUCGGUCCGGCCUUGCGUUGAUUAAGAAUGACAGCAAUCAAGCAUGCGUUACAAAGAGAUAUUUUUACACCAAAUGAUGAACGCCUGCUGAGUAUUGUCAAUGUCUGCAAAGCGGGAAAAAAGAAAAAGAACUGUUUUUUGUGUGCUACAGUGACAACUGAACGCCCUGUGCAGGUAAAGAUGGUCAAAGUCAAGAAAUCUGAUAAAGGAGAUUUCUACAAAAGGCAGAUUGCUUGGCUCCUUCGAGACCUUGCUGUGGUAGAUGCCAAAGAUGCUAUUAAAGAAAAUCCUGAAUUUGAUUUACAUUUUGAAAAAAUAUAUAAAUGGGUUGCCAGCAGCACUGCUGAAAAGAAUGCAUUUAUUUCAUGCAUUUGGAAAUUGAAUCAGCGAUAUCUCCGGAAGAAAAUUGAUUUUGUCAAUGUUAGUUCACAGCUCCUGGAAGAGUCUGUUCCAAGUGGAGAAAAUCAGAGUGUGACAGGAGGUGAUGAAGAAGUAGUAGAUGUAUACCAAGAGUUAAAUGCAAGAGAAGAACAGGACAUUGAAAUAAUGAUGGAAGGCUGUGAAUGUGCAAUCUCUAAUGCUGAGGCCUUUGCAGAAAGGCUGUCCAGAGAGCUGCAGGUGCUAGAUGGGGCCAACAUCCAAUCAAUCAUGGCCUCUGAAAAGCAAGUGAACAUCCUGAUGAAGUUGCUGGAUGAGGCUCUAAAGGAGGUAGAUCAGAUUGAGUUGAAACUGAGCAGUUAUGAGGAAAUGCUCCAAAGUGUAAAGGAACAAAUGGAUCAGAUCUCUGAAAGCAACCACCUAAUUCAUCUUAGUAACACUAAUAAUGUAAAACUCCUCUCUGAAAUAGAGUUUCUCGUGAACCACAUGGACCUGGCCAAAGGUCAUAUAAAGGCCCUUCAGGAAGGAGAUCUUGCUUCUUCUAGAGGCAUUGAAGCCUGUACCAAUGCCGCUGAUGCCCUUCUGCAGUGCAUGAAUGUAGCUCUUCGUCCAGGCCAUGACAUGCUGCUGGCAGUCAAACAGCAGCAGCAGCGUUUCAGUGAUUUGCGUGAGCAGUUUGCCCGGAGACUGGCCAGUCACCUCAACAAUGUUUUUGUUCAGCAGGGUCAUGAUCAGAGUUCAACUCUUGCUCAGCACUCUGUUGAACUGGCUUUACCCAAUCAUCAUCCAUUUCAUAGAGACUUGCUUCGAUAUGCCAAGUUGAUGGAGUGGCUAAAGAGUACAGAUUAUGGAAAAUACGAGGGACUAACAAAGAAUUACAUGGAUUAUUUAUCACGACUAUAUGAGAGAGAAAUUAAAGAUUUCUUUGAAGUUGCAAAGAUCAAGAUGACUGGCACAACUAAAGAAAGCAAGAAGUUUGCUACACUGCCUCGAAAAGAAAGUGCUGUCAAACAGGAAACAGAGAGUCUUCAUGGAAGUUCUGGGAAAUUAACUGGAUCUACUUCUAGUCUAAAUAAACUCAGCGUUCAGAGUUCAGGGAAUCGCAGAUCUCAGUCAUCUUCUUUGUUGGAUAUGGGAAACAUGUCUGCCUCUGAUCUCGAUGUUGCCGACAGGACCAAAUUUGAUAAGAUCUUUGAACAGGUACUAAGUGAACUAGAGCCCUUGUGUCUGGCAGAACAGGACUUCAUAAGUAAAUUUUUCAAACUACAGCAACAUCAAAGUAUGCCUGGAACUAUGACUGAAGCAGAGGACCUCGAUGGAGGACCAUUUUCCCGGCAACAUAAUGCUGGUGUGCCACUGCCUGUUUCAUCUGAGAAAGAUAUGAUCCGUCAAAUGAUGAUUAAAAUAUUUCGCUGCAUUGAGCCAGAACUGAACAACCUAAUUGCAUUAGGAGAUAAAAUUGAUAGUUUUAACUCCCUUUACAUGCUUGUCAAGAUGAGUCAUCAUGUGUGGACCGCACAAAAUGUAGACCCUGCUUCUUUUCUGAGUACGACAUUAGGAAAUGUUUUGGUGACUGUCAAAAGGAACUUUGACAAAUGCAUUAGUAACCAAAUAAGGCAAAUGGAAGAAGUAAAAAUCUCAAAGAAGAGUAAAGUAGGAAUUCUUCCAUUUGUUGCUGAAUUUGAAGAAUUUGCUGGACUCGCAGAAUCGAUCUUUAAAAAUGCUGAACGUCGUGGAGAUCUAGAUAAAGCAUAUACUAAACUUAUCAGAGGAGUAUUUGUUAAUGUGGAGAAAGUAGCAAAUGAAAGCCAGAAGACCCCCAGGGAUGUAGUUAUGAUGGAAAAUUUUCACCAUAUUUUUGCAACACUUUCUCGUUUGAAAAUCUCAUGUCUAGAAGCUGAAAAAAAAGAAGCCAAACAAAAAUACACAGAUCACCUUCAGUCUUACGUCAUUUACUCUUUAGGACAACCUCUUGAAAAACUAAAUCACUUCUUUGAAGGCGUUGAAGCUCGAGUAGCACAGGGUAUAAGAGAGGAGGAAGUAAGCUAUCAACUUGCGUUUAACAAACAAGAACUUCGUAAAGUCAUUAAAGAGUAUCCUGGAAAGGAAGUGAAAAAAGGUCUAGAUAACCUCUACAAGAAGGUUGAUAAACAUUUAUGUGAAGAGGAAAACUUACUUCAGGUGGUGUGGCACUCUAUGCAAGAUGAAUUUAUACGCCAAUACAAGCACUUUGAAGGUUUGAUAGCUCGCUGUUACCCUGGUUCUGGUGUUACAAUGGAAUUCACUAUUCAGGACAUUCUAGAUUAUUGUUCCAGCAUUGCACAGUCCCACUAAAAAGAAGAGAUAAAUGAAACAAGUGUCUACUAUUUUAUGUAUAUGUAUAUUUAUAUCUUCUUUUCAUAUACAUAUAUAUGAAAAGCAAAGCAAAGAUUUAGGUGCUAGGGAGCCUCUGUUGCUUUAACUCAACAGAUUAGGCAGGAGGAAUGGUUAUAUACAACUUUCCUUAUUUGUGUAACUAAUAACAUGAGACCUACCUGUUGCAGGUGGUCACUUGGAUAUAUGUGCUAACAGGGGCAUGUGAAAGGAAGAACAGCAAAAUUAAGUGUCCCUGAAAGUGACAGAACCAUACUUUUGACAAGUUUAUUUAAUUCAUUGUGGUAGAAAAGGUACAGUUCCAAUAAAUGUAUCAUUUAAAUUUUUAAAAAUUAAAAAAACUUCUGAAAGAAGAAAUGAUAAAUGAAAAAAGCACUCUGAGUACACCAGACAUUAUUCGAAAUUUUCAAGUAACUGUUUUGAGAACCCAGACUUGAAACUUUAUGCAUUAUUAAAUGUCAGAUAAAUGGGUAAUACCAUACUACAAAUAUUCAAGAGCAAAAGUACCAACUUAUAUAGCAGUUUUAGUUGCCCAAUAGGUUGUGUACUAACUUGAAACAUUUCUCUCAUCAUAAAAUGCCUUUAAACAUUUUUCUAUAACUGAACAGAAAGUUUUCUUUAUUGCCUAGUUUCUUGUAUUUGAGAAUGGUUAUCAUAUGUGUAAGGCAUUAGGGGUUCUUCCAUUGCCAUUAAUUCACUAUUGCUUACAAAUCAUGUAACUACUAAAAUAUUGUACAGAAUUUUUUUUCCCUCUAAUUAGUGUGUAUAUGGAUAAGGGAUCUUGUGAUGAUCACUUGUAAACUUAGAUUUUGAGAAUUAUGUGAUUCUAUGUGGCAAAAAAUCUGAAAUAAAGAAAUUUUCCAAAAAAAAUAA